Ustilaginoidea virens is the source of this 2139-nucleotide messenger RNA. RefSeq lists its product as uncharacterized. Lineage: Eukaryota; Fungi; Ascomycota; Sordariomycetes; Hypocreales; Clavicipitaceae. Gene Ontology annotation, cellular component: nucleus. Bases 1 to 2139 code for a protein of 712 amino acids. The record is from RefSeq and is a predicted model, not a curated record. The transcript is spliced from 3 exons.
AUGCAUCCGCAACUCUUGUUCCGCCCCAGACAGCCCGCUUCCCCUGCUGCUGCUGCUGCUGCUGCUGCUCCUUCUCCUCCUCCUCCUUCUUCUUCUCCUUCUCCUGCUUCGUCUCCUGCUCCUGCGCCUGACGUUCCUCGCUCUGUAAUUCGACAUGGUCCACUGUUCGAGGAUCGCGGCAUGCGGAGCCCCGGUAGUGACAACGACAGCACCGGUAAACCGUCGUUAAACUUUGAUGGCUUCGACUACAUGACCCCUGGCCCGGCAGAAGCUCCGUUAUCGCCCCUCGGCGCGACGGUGCCAAGCAUCCGCUCAAAAGGCUCCAACGCCUCCCUCGUCGAGUCGUCCACUGACUCCAUGGAAACGACCGCCACGUCACUCUUGCCGGCUCUGCAGUCCAAGGGAGACGUUGGCGAUGACCUUUUGCGGCCGCUGCCGGACCAUGAGCUCGACCCCGGCAGCUUUGACAUCAUCUGCCCGAGCCUCGACCAAGGCCCCGGCUACUCCCUCGCCAGGCGAUCCGAGCUUCUCUUCUCGGAAAAGCACAUGGCCGUCAUACUGGGCGAUUCGCGCAUCCUGGGCCAGUUUACCAAGUUCCUCGCCACCGUGCGACCGGCUUCGCUACCCCUCCUUACAUACUACCUCGAUUCCGAAAAGGCCAUCAGGGCCAUCAAGUACGCCAACUCCGUGACGGCGUCGUUGACCAACCUGCCCAAGCACGCCUUUACCGCCGACCACGUCCACGAUACCGUCAACCAGGAGCUUCAGUCCAAACGCGAUGCCGCCUUCCAGGCAUUGACGAGGGACGAGCUGCCCAUGUUCAUCACCCACGCGUGGAUUCGCAUCGUCAGCGUCUCCAUCAGGCGAAGAAUAAUGGGCACCUUGCCAUCGUAUCUGAGGGAGGCAUCCGAGGGUCUGGCAGAGGUGUUUUGUCUCACGGAUCCCUCCAGACACGAUAACCCCAUUAUUCUCGCCUCGAGCGAGUUCCACCGCACAACUCAAUACGGCUUAAACGACGUCAUAGGCCGCAACUGCCGCUUCUUGCAAGGCCCUGCGACGAAUCCAUUCAGCGUCAAACGAAUACGGGACAGCCUCGCCGCGGGCAAGGAGCACUUUGAAACCUUCCUCAAUUACCGCCGCGACGGGUCUCCCUUUAUGAACCUCCUCCUCUGCGCACCGCUCAUCGACUCGAGGGGCACGGUCCGGUACUUCCUCGGCGCGCAGGUCGACGUGUCGGGGCUGGCCAAGGAGUGCGCCGAGCUGGACGGCCUCCAGCGACUCGUCCAGGACGAGGAGGACGAGAAAAACGCCGCCAGGACGGGCGAAGCCGGAGUCAGGUGGGGGGAGGAGCAGCAGCAGCAGCAGCAGACGCCGCCGCCGCCGCCGCCGCCCAAGUCCUCAACGAGCGCUUGCCGCGACCUAAGUGAAAUGUUUAACCGCCACGAGGUCGAGACUGUCCGAUGCUACGGCGGCGCCAUGCGCCAGCUGCGAAACGACGACCUGUUCUCGCACGGUGGGGGCUGGAGUAACGCGCCGUACCUGGUCAUCGACGACGGGCCUUCGCCUACGGAGUCGCUGAGGGCAGACAUGGUGCCGGAGCUCCCGCCCCGAAGGGAUCGGCCGCUGCAGCCGCCCGCCCAGGCCCUCAACGGACGCUUGGCAGGAAUCUACCAGCACUAUCUGCUCGUGCGGCCGGCCCCCAGCUUCCAGAUCCUGUUUGCCUCCCCCACCCUGCGCGUGCCGGGCAUACUGCAAAGCCCGUUCCUCUCGCGCAUCGGCGGAUCCGGUCGCGUGCGCGACCAGAUCGCCCAGGCUUUCGCCGAAGGCAGAGGCGUCACGGCAAAGAUACGCUGGCUCUCCACGUCUCGCCGGCACGCACACGUGUCGGAGCGGGGCAGGCCGCGCUGGCUGCACUGCACGCCGAUGCGCGGCGUCAACGGCGUGAUUGGCCUGUGGAUGAUUGUCAUUGUGGACGACGAAGCGUCCGAGGGGGAUGCGGGCGGCAACCUGGCGGAUCUGGCACCGCCUCAGGAGAAGCGCAGGCCGGCGGCCCUGCGGAUGGCGCCGCCGAUUGAGGCGCAGCGGAAGCCGACGUCGUACAUUACGGACGACGGGGCGCAGCCGACCUGGGAGGGUUGA